AUGGAAGACGACGAUUUAGCACAAAUCAGAAAAGCUCGACUUGAGCAACUGAAAUCCCAAGGCGGAGGUGGUGGUCGACCAGGCGCGGCAGGUGGCAGCGGAGGACAAGACGAGGGCAGACAGCAGCAAGAAGAAGCGGCUCGUCAAUCUAUCCUGACACAGAUCCUCGAACCCGAAGCUGCAGAUCGUCUAGGUCGCAUUAGACUUGUGAAAGAGUCCAGAGCUGUUGAUGUUGAAAAUCGUUUGAUUAUGUUGGCGAGGUCGGGUCAGUUGAGACAGAAGAUUACGGAAGAACAAUUGAAGGAUUUGUUGAGCAGUGUAUCCGAAGCCCAAGAGAAAGAAGAAAAGAUUGUGGUUACCAGGAGGAAGGGCGCUUGGGAUGAUGAUGAUCUUUUGGAUUUAUAG
Messenger RNA from Sclerotinia sclerotiorum 1980 UF-70, 405 nucleotides. RefSeq lists its product as hypothetical. The record is from RefSeq and is a predicted model, not a curated record. NCBI's taxonomy places the organism in Eukaryota, Fungi, Ascomycota, Leotiomycetes, Helotiales, Sclerotiniaceae. Gene Ontology annotation, molecular function: DNA binding. Gene Ontology annotation, cellular component: nucleus; cytosol. The transcript has 3 exons. Bases 1 to 405 code for a protein of 134 amino acids.